Rhagoletis zephyria (snowberry fruit fly) is the source of this 520-nucleotide messenger RNA. RefSeq names its product Tubulin binding cofactor A (gene Tbca). The record is from RefSeq and is a predicted model, not a curated record. Gene Ontology annotation, cellular component: microtubule cytoskeleton; cytosol. NCBI's taxonomy places the organism in Eukaryota, Metazoa, Arthropoda, Insecta, Diptera, Tephritidae. Gene Ontology annotation, molecular function: beta-tubulin binding. Gene Ontology annotation, biological process: post-chaperonin tubulin folding pathway; tubulin complex assembly.
AUUCUCAUACUCAUACAAAAACAAAUAAAUACGGCUGAAGCCGGCUGAAUUUGUGACUCACUCUUUGGCGAAAAUAUACAAGCUUGGAUCAUAUCAAUUGAUUUCAAUCUAGCAAAGCAGAUUUAAAACCAUUUAGACACCCAAAAGCAGACUUGAUGGCCGAUCCACGCUUGCGACAAUUGACGAUCAAAACGGGCGUUGUAAAGCGUUUAACCAAGGAGAAGACAGUUUGUGAAAAGGAGGUGCUAACCGAGCAAAAUCGACUGGAAAGAUUCAAAAGUGAAGGUGCUGAUGAGCAUGUUUUGAAGAAGCAAGAAGAGGUGAUCUCGGAGUGUUUGAUGAUGCUGCCAGACACUCUGCGCAGAUUGAAAAAGGAAUUAGAAGCCCUGGAAAAUUUUCUGCAAGACGAGACAGAGCUCAAGGAAACAAAGGAAUACGAGACCGCAACGCAGGUGGUAAACGAUGCUAAAGAGGUGCUUGUGCAGAAAGAUUAGCAAUAAAGAAAACAAUUAAAAAAGUU